AUGGUCUGGGAUGAGAGCCUGAGCAUCCUGGCGCAGCCUCGGGGUCCAAAGAGUUUCCGACGACGUGCAAUGCCAGCAUCUGAAGUGGGGGAAAUGUACCAGUUUCCAAAGAAGUUGAAUGCAGUUUCCACAUCUGCUUACUCAUCACCAGCCAAGAGUUUGGGAGACCCUGGAAUAACUCCACUGUCUCCAUCACAUAUUGUGAAGGACUCUGAUGCAGAUGAUGCUGUAGAACAGUUAUAUCUUGUUGUUGUGGCUAUUGAUUUUGGCACAACAUCCAGUGGCUACGCCUACAGCUUCACCAAGGAGCCAGAAUGUAUUCAUGUAAUGAGACGAUGGGAAGGUGGAGAUCCAGGUGUAUCCAAUCAGAAGACACCAACCACAAUCCUCCUCACACCAGAGAGAAAGUUUCAUAGCUUUGGGUAUGCAGCAAGAGACUUCUACCAUGACUUGGAUCCCACUGAAUCAAAACACUGGUUGUAUUUUGAAAAGUUUAAGAUGAAACUGCAUACCACUGGUAAUCUUACUAUGGAGACAGAUCUGACAGCUGCAAAUGGCAAAAAAGUCAAAGCACUUGAGAUAUUUGCUUAUGCUCUGCAAUUCUUUAAGGAACAGGCAUUAAAGGAGCUCAGUGACCAAGGGGGCUCGGACUUUGAAAACAAUGAAGUGAGAUGGGUCAUUACAGUGCCAGCUAUUUGGAAGCAGCCUGCAAAGCAGUUUAUGAGACAAGCUGCCUACAAGGCAGGAAUGGCAUCUCCUGAAAACCCUGAGCAGCUGAUCAUUGCCCUGGAACCCGAGGCUGCCUCCAUCUACUGCCGAAAGCUCCGUCUGCACCAGAUGAUAGACCUGAGCAGUCGAGCACCUAUCAAUGGUUAUAGCCCAAGUGACACUAUUGGAACUGGAUUUACACAGGCUAAGGAACACAUCCGUCGUAAUCGACAGAGUCGUACCUUUUUGGUGGAAAAUGUCAUAGGAGAGAUCUGGUCUGAACUGGAAGAAGGUGACCGUUACAUCGUUGUUGACAGUGGAGGAGGCACAGUGGAUAUGACUGUCCAUCAGAUCAGGCUCCCUGAAGGACAUUUGAAAGAACUGUACAAGGCAACAGGUGGGCCAUAUGGUUCUCUGGGUGUGGACUAUGAAUUUGAAAAGCUCCUGUGUAAAAUAUUUGGAGAAGAUUUUAUUGAACAAUUCAAAAUCAAGCGUCCUGCUGCCUGGGUAGAUCUGAUGAUAGCGUUUGAGUCCCGUAAACGAGCAGCAGCUCCAGACAGGACCAACCCACUAAACAUCACUCUGCCUUUCUCCUUCAUCGACUAUUACAAGAAGUUUCGAGGUCACAGUGUAGAACAUGCCUUGAGGAAAAGCAAUGUGGACUUUGUGAAGUGGUCCUCCCAGGGAAUGCUGAGGAUGAGCCCAGAUGCAAUGAAUGCUCUUUUCAAGCCUACAAUUGACCAGAUUGUCCAGCACCUUAGUGAUGUGUUUGACAAGCCUGAAGUGACCAACGUCAAGUUCCUGUUCCUCGUGGGUGGCUUUGCUGAAUCCCCCUUACUCCAGCAAGCCGUGCAGAGCGCUUUUGGUUCAAGAUGCCGAGUCAUCAUUCCGCAGGACGUGGGGCUGACAAUCCUCAAGGGAGCUGUUCUCUUUGGCCUCGACCCUGCUGUCAUCAAAGUGCGGCGUUCGCCGCUCACCUACGGCGUGGGUGUGCUGAACCGCUUUGUGGAGGGGAAGCACCCGGCCGAGAAGCUGCUGAUCAAAGACGGCACGCGCUGGUGCACCGAUGUCUUCGACAAGUUUAUCUCGGCCGACCAGUCCGUAGCCCUGGGAGAGACUGUGACACGCAGCUACACACCUGCCAAACCUUCUCAGUUAGUAAUAGUGAUCCACAUCUAUAGCUCAGAACAGGAUAAUGUUAGCUUCAUCACCGAGCCUGGUGUGAAGAAGUGUGGCACCCUUCGCUUGGAUCUCACAGGAACUGAUGCUUCGGUGCCAAACCGGAGGGAGAUCAAAACGCUCAUGCAGUUUGGGGACACUGAAAUCAAAGCCAUGGCCAUUGAUGUUGCCACCUCUAAAAGUGUCAAAGUUGGUAUUGAUUUCUUAAACUACUAA
Messenger RNA from Indicator indicator, 2103 nucleotides. RefSeq names its product heat shock protein family A (Hsp70) member 12A (gene HSPA12A). The coding region runs from base 1 to 2103 and encodes 700 amino acids. The record is from RefSeq and is a predicted model, not a curated record. The transcript has 13 exons. Lineage: Eukaryota; Metazoa; Chordata; Aves; Piciformes; Indicatoridae.